Limanda limanda (common dab) is the source of this 834-nucleotide messenger RNA. RefSeq names its product lysosomal associated membrane protein family member 5 (gene lamp5). The record is from RefSeq and is a predicted model, not a curated record. Gene Ontology annotation, cellular component: membrane. The transcript has 6 exons. Lineage: Eukaryota; Metazoa; Chordata; Actinopteri; Pleuronectiformes; Pleuronectidae. The coding region runs from base 1 to 834 and encodes 277 amino acids.
AUGGGAGGACCGGGUUUCAGCACCACGGAGAGCGCCCGACUACUGCUGCACAGUGUGUUUGGUGUGCUGCUCCUUUCCGGGGCGCUGGGGGAGCAGGAGGGGGAGAACCUGUCGGGUCUCUCCAACAACCCGGACAAAGCCAUCUUCGCGGUGCGGGAGAACGGCACGACAUGUCUGAUGGUGGAGUUCGCCGUGAGAUUCCUCGUGCCAUAUGACGUGCUCGCGCUCAACGGGAUAGACCUGAUCACCGAGCAGGCGUCGUUCACGCUGCCCCGUGGUGCAGAAAUCGAGGGGAAAUGCGGGAUCACCGAGUCAGAGAUCCAAAUAAGCUGGAAGAACGAAGCCUACACCCUCCGCAUCUACUUCUCUAAGGACUUCCGUGACAAGGAGGAAGAGGUGUGGAAGGUUAGCAAGGUCCAGUUCGUCUACGACACCUCGGAGACAUCGCAUUUCAUCAACGCAUACAACCCCGGGAAGCACACAGCAAGCACCCACCGCCUGUCAGCCCUGGUGACCCCCGCUGAGCACUCCUUUGUGUGCGCGGCACAGCAGACCCUCACCCUAAUCUCCAGUGACCACCAGAAGGGUGUCACAGUCUCCAUGUACGACAUCCAGAUCCAGCCCUUUGACAUCGCCUCCGACUUCAUGUUCGGUGAACCCUUCAAGUGUAUCACCGACCAGCGGGAGCGCCUGGAGGAGACCCUCCCGAUCGUCCUGGGUUUCAUUUUGGCUCUCAUCAUUGUCAUCACGCUCACCGUCUACCACUUCCACCUAAAGCUGACCGCACCCCAGCCUCAGCUCCCCAGAGAUCGCUCCAUGUACAAGAACAUGUAG